AUGGGAAUGGUCGCAGGUGUCAACCUUCCUGCUUCAGGUCCAGGAUCGUUCGAUGAGUUCCAGAAGAAAGCGAAAUCAACUGUCCCGAAGGCACCGAAAAAGAAAGAGGAGAAACCUGGGGGAGCUCCUCCGCCAGGUAGUGCCAAAUAA
Molecule: messenger RNA, 150 nt
Organism: Puccinia graminis f. sp. tritici CRL 75-36-700-3
Lineage: Eukaryota; Fungi; Basidiomycota; Pucciniomycetes; Pucciniales; Pucciniaceae
Exons: 3
Coding region: 1-150 (49 amino acids)
Source: RefSeq, a predicted model, not a curated record